Messenger RNA from Eurypyga helias (sunbittern), 1390 nucleotides. RefSeq names its product interferon-related developmental regulator 1 (gene IFRD1). Gene Ontology annotation, cellular component: nucleus. The transcript has 11 exons. NCBI's taxonomy places the organism in Eukaryota, Metazoa, Chordata, Aves, Eurypygiformes, Eurypygidae. The record is from RefSeq and is a predicted model, not a curated record. The coding region runs from base 52 to 1254 and encodes 400 amino acids.
CAGCCCAGAAAUGUGCAGCCUUUUAGUGAUGAAGAUGCUUCAAUUGAAACUAUGAGCCACUGCAGUGGCUUCAGUGAUCCUGCUAGCUUCACUGAGGAUGGGCCUGAAGUUGAUGAAGAAGCCACUCAAGAAGACUUAGAAUACAAAUUGAAGGGAUUUAUUGAUCUUACAUUGGACAAGAGUGCAAAGACAAGACAAGCAGCUCUUGAAAGUCUGAAAAGUGCUUUUUCUUCUAAAAUACUGUAUGAAUUUAUCAUGGAAAGGAGAAUGACACUGACUGAUAGCAUUGAACGCUGCAUAAAGAAAGGUAAGAGCGACGAACAGUGUGCAGCUGCCGGACUGGCAUGUCUUCUGUGUGUGCAGAUGGGGUCAGGAAUUGAAAGCGAAGAGAUUUUUAAGACCCUUGGUCCAGUUCUGAAGAAGAUUGUCUGUGAUGGAACAGCCAGUAUUCAAGCCAGACAGGCUUGUGCAACCUGCCUAGGGAUUUGCUGUUUCAUUGUCACUGAUGACAUUACGGAACUGUACUCUACUAUGGAAUGUCUAGAAAAUAUCUUCACAAAGGCCUAUCAGCGUGAUAGAGACGCUAAUGGUGUGUCGAGUACCCACAACACGGUGCUUCACAUCAGUGCCCUCUUAGCAUGGACACUGUUGUUGACAAUUUGUCCAAUGAAUGAAGUGAAGAAGAAAAUUGAAAUGCACUUGCAUAAACUUCCAAACCUGCUGUCUUGUGAUGAUCUCAACAUGAGAAUAGCUGCUGGAGAAACACUAGCCCUUCUGUUUGAGCUGGCACGCGAAACAGAUGCCGACUUCUUUUAUGAAGAUAUGGAACUUCUAACAGAGAAGCUGAGGGCUCUGGCUACUGAUGGAAACAAGCACCGAGCCAAAGUAGAUAAAAGGAAGCAGCGGUCCGUCUUCAGAGACGUUCUACGAGCUGUUGAGGAGCGUGACUUUCCUACGGAGAUGGUCAAGUUUGGACCUGAGCGCAUGUACAUUGACUGCUGGGUUAAAAAACAAACUUACGACACCUUCAAGGAGAUCCUGGGGUCGGGGAUGCAGUAUCAUUUGCAGUCGAAUGACUUCCUUCGGAAUGUGUUUGAGCUCGGUCCACCAGUGAUGCUGGAUGCUGCAGCUCUGAAAACAAUGAAGAUAUCCCGUUUUGAAAGGCACUUGUACAACUCUGCAGCAUUCAAGGCUCGGACGAAGGCUAGAAGUAAAUGUCGUGAUAAAAGAGCAGACGUGGGGGAGUUUUUCUAGAUCCCCUUUUCCACAGGAUUCAAUUUUCAUAAUUAAAAUAGAUUUGUCACCUUUAAAUGACUUUUUUUUUUAAAUGUCUGUUGUCAGUUUGCACUUGUGCACAGGGAUAUUGUGUAAAGUCUGUAAAUACCAUGCA